Penicillium canescens is the source of this 1380-nucleotide messenger RNA. RefSeq lists its product as uncharacterized. Bases 1 to 1380 code for a protein of 459 amino acids. The transcript has a single exon. The record is from RefSeq and is a predicted model, not a curated record. NCBI's taxonomy places the organism in Eukaryota, Fungi, Ascomycota, Eurotiomycetes, Eurotiales, Aspergillaceae.
AUGUCGACCCAAUCUCCUCAUCCUCCGACCCCUAAGGGUUCGCGCAACAACCGCCGUCCACAGAAGAAGAGUAUGACACCUCAAGCUCAAAAACCGGGUCUUCUCUCGACCCCGCCGUCAUCUCCGCCGCGGAACAUGAGCCCAGCCGGGAUCCAGACCGAUUCAUCCAACUUGAACAACUCGAAGAAGAAGCCUAUGCGAUCUGCAAAGAAACCGCGAGACAACAAGGCUUCACCGGCCCCGACCAACGGAUACCAGAAUAACAAUGGUUACUCUCAGAAUAAUGGGUACCAAAACAGUGCCCAACGACAAACCCCCUCGCAUAGUGUCGCCUCUCCUCAGAUGAAGGAUAGCGCGGCUUAUGCAGGCCCAACGUUCCAUGCAUCGCCCGCUCCCUCAGCGCUCCCAAUGCCCAGCUUUUUCUCCAAGUCAGCUCCUGAUUCAGAUCUCGUGCCACCGAUCGAGACUGACAGCGAUACCGCGGAGAUGGAUCCCGAACCCGAUGUGACUCCGUCUAAACCUCGAAGCCGACCCCAGACGACGGGCAAUGAACCGAAACCCACUCCUCUGGACUUCCUUUUCCAUGCUGCUGUGCAAGCCAGGAAUACCAAGUCAACGAGCAGUCCUGAAGUGAACAAGGUUCGAUCGCCUCAGACUGAACCCAAAGCCGUGCGCUCCAAUCCCGAUGGCAUGUUUGCUUUUGAAAUGGAAAAUUCCGAGUUCCCACGCAACUCGCACAUCGGCCCUUCAUUUGCUCCUUCUUAUCAGGACCGUAUGAACGCUUUGCAGUCCACGCGAUCCUCGAGCACUCCUCAGUCUCCCGAUGUCACUGAGGAGCAGCGCAGAAUGAAGACCGAGGAGUUGAAGCACUUGCUUCUCAAUCCGCGUCCGCAGAAGCCACCCUCGGCUCAACCCAAUUUUGAUCAAGCUGCAUUUGGUGCGCGUUCAUCGAAUAUCCCUCCUUAUGCUACCCCCAUGCGAACUUCAUCUGGACCCCCAAUGACCAUGUCGCAUGGCUCUUUCUCUGGUCAGCAACAGCCAAUUCCUAACAACGCUGGCCGUGCUCCUUACCCUUAUCCUCCUCACUCCCACUCGCCGCUGCGCCGGGAGGUAGCCCCGUCUCAUUCACCUUACGGUGUUUCGAACGGUUCCUCGCCAGCCCCGUAUAGGGGUCAUUACAUGCCAAGUCCUCCACCUCAACGGCUCAACUACACAUCUCCGCAGCCACAGUACCCGGCUGGCUUCCAUAUGCCGAUGAGCUCGCCCUCUCCUUCCCAGCCUAUGGACACUAAGCAAAUCGAGGAUGACAUUCGACGGGUCCUGAAGCUCGGUGCUACAUCGGGAAUGCCGCCGAGUGGAAUUCAGAGCUCAUUUGCUUAG